CUAGCUUUGACCUUGAUUUUGACAGUUGCAUUCAUAUUUAUUCUAACCUAUAAAAUGGUUUCACAUUUUUAUCGUAAAUAAUUGUAAACCUAUUUUAUUCUAAUAUUUAGCGAUAAGAAAAAUAUUAUUGACUUCUUGACAUGCUCGUUAUCAAAAUCCAGUUUUGUGUUUAACCUCUAAAAGUUUUCAAUUUUUUAAAUUAAAAUGGGUGGAAAAUAUACAAAAUUAGAUCCCAUGCAGGUUGAAGUACCAGAAAUCGAAGCUUUACUUAACAGAGAUUCUUAUUUGAGGCCCUACGAACGGGAAAUUAGGAGAAGAUAUGCUUGUUUCAAAGAUAUUGAAGAUUCAAUAGAAGAAAAUGGAGGUGGUUUGGAUAACUUCACAAAGGCCUACAAAUAUUAUGGCAUCAAUAUCCAACCUGACAAUACCAUAAUUUGCAGGGAAUGGGCUCCUGGGGCAAAACAGUUGUUUUUGGCUGGAGAUUUCAAUGGUUGGAAUAGAGACAGCCACCCUUACAAUAAAAUGGAAUAUGGCAAAUGGGAGUUAAUUUUACCACCUAAUGGAGAUGGAUCACCAGCAAUUCAGCAUUUAUCAGAAAUAAAGGUUGUAGUACAAAAUUGGGAAGGACACAAAGAAGAUAAAUUAUCUCCUUAUGCCACAUAUGUAGUUGAGCCUCCUAAACAUGAAGGAACAAUUUACAAGCAGAAAUUUUGGAAUCCCCCACAAACUGAGAGGUAUAUAUUCAAACACAAAAAAGUUACAAGACCCAAAAGUCUUAGAAUCUACGAGUGUCAUGUUGGAAUUGCUACUCAAGAACUCAAAGUUGGUACAUAUGAUAAUUUCACAGACAAUGUCCUUCCUAGGAUUGUCAAACAAGGCUACAAUUGCAUCCAAUUGAUGGCCAUUAUGGAACAUGCUUACUAUGCAAGUUUUGGAUAUCAGGUUACCAGUUUUUAUGCUGCCUCAAGUAGAUAUGGAACUCCAGAACAAUUAAAACGUUUGGUAGAUAGAGCUCAUGAACUUGGUCUUAUGGUCUUGUUAGAUAUUGUACAUUCACAUGCCAGUAAGAAUGUCAUGGAUGGUCUCAAUGGGUUUGAUGGAACUGAUGCAGGUUAUUUCCAUUCUGGCCCUAGAGGCACACAUUCCCUGUGGGAUUCCAGACUCUUUAACUAUUCAGAAUUCGAAGUAAUGCGUUUUCUUCUUUCGAACGUAAGAUGGUACAUGGAGGAAUACCAAUUCGAUGGUUUCCGUUUCGAUGGUGUAACUUCUAUGUUGUACCAUUCGAGAGGUGUUGGUCAAGGUUUCAGUGGUCACUAUGACGAUUACUUUGGUAUGGGAGUCGAUACCGAAGGGUUGGUGUACCUCAUGAUGGCGAAUCAUAUGAUUCACAAAUUGCACAAGGACGCUGUAACUAUUGCCGAAGACGUAUCUGGUAUGCCCGGUACGUGCCGGCCUGUGACUGAAGGCUGCAUGGGAUUUGAUUACAGAUUGGCUAUGGCUAUUCCAGAUAAAUGGAUCGAGCUGCUAAAACAUCAGACUGACGACAGUUGGGAAAUUGGCAACAUUGUACAUACUCUUACAAACAGACGUUGGAUGGAGGGCAAUAUUGCCUAUGCCGAAUCUCAUGAUCAAGCUUUAGUUGGAGAUAAAACUAUUGCUUUCUGGUUAAUGGACAAGGAAAUGUACACUCACAUGAGCACCUUAUCAGAGCCAUCUUUAAUAAUCGAUCGCGGUAUUGCUUUGCACAAGUUGAUCCGUUUUAUAACGCAUACUUUAGGCGGGGAAGGUUACCUCAAUUUCAUAGGCAACGAAUUCGGUCAUCCAGAAUGGUUGGACUUUCCCCGCGCCGGUAACAACAGUUCCUACCACUAUGCCAGAAGACAGUGGAAUCUCGUAGACAAUGAUAUUCUUAAGUACAAGUUUUUAAACAAUUGGGAUGCUGCUAUGAAUCACACGGAGAUGAAGUAUGGAUGGCUGGGUGAUAAUCCUGCUUAUGUCAGUAUGAAACAUGAUGGCGAUAAGGUGGUUGCAUUUGAAAGAGCCGGAGUUCUAUUCGUUUUCAAUUUUCAUCCGACGAAGAGUUUUGCGGAUUACAGGAUUGGCGUCGAAGUAGACGGCUCCUAUAAAAUUGUACUGUCUUCUGAUGAUCCUGAAUUUGGAGGGUUCGGAAGGAUAGAUAAAUCUGUUACUUUUGUCACGGUGCCUGAGGGAUAUAGUGGAAGAAGGAAUUAUGUGCAGGUGUAUAUACCAAGCAGAACAGCGAUAGCUUUAGCGAAAGUUUAAUUUCCAAAUCAACGUGGAGUGUAAUUAAAAAUAUAUUUAGUAAAAAGACAGUUUUAAGUCUCAAAAAAUAUUUUUUAAAAAGUAGGUCUAUUACUUUUUUUGUAGUUUUUGCAUCUAUUUAAGGAGCGUGCCAUAUUGGAAAUUGACUGAAAAUAUAAAUAAUGCAUAAAAUUGAUGUUAAUAUUAUUUAA
Molecule: messenger RNA, 2474 nt
Organism: Psylliodes chrysocephalus
Lineage: Eukaryota; Metazoa; Arthropoda; Insecta; Coleoptera; Chrysomelidae
Source: the annotation of a GenBank genome assembly